This is a messenger RNA of Lineus longissimus, 10173 nucleotides long. Its product is annotated as sodium channel protein 1 brain-like. Gene Ontology annotation, molecular function: voltage-gated sodium channel activity. Lineage: Eukaryota; Metazoa; Nemertea; Pilidiophora; Heteronemertea; Lineidae. Gene Ontology annotation, cellular component: voltage-gated sodium channel complex; plasma membrane. Bases 591 to 6266 code for a protein of 1891 amino acids. The record is from RefSeq and is a predicted model, not a curated record. Gene Ontology annotation, biological process: membrane depolarization during action potential; sodium ion transmembrane transport; neuronal action potential. The transcript has 26 exons.
GUGUAUGCCAACAAUUAACAGGCUUAGACUUCGCGAAUAUUUUAUAAUUCAACCGUGAGAGAGUAGGCCCUACACAACCUGUAUAGUAUAUAUAUACAUAUAUUACAGGCAUAGGCCUUUUAUUAAAGUUAAUAAGCUGUGUCAUUUUCUUGGUGAAAUACUUUUAAACUAUUCGACGGACCUGCAACACGUUUUUCGGCGGCAAAUAUCAUUUCCAAGUUCUCUUACUGCUCUUCAGUUUAUUUCGAAAAGUGUGGAUUUGACUUGGUUAUUUCGUUAGAUUUGUACAUAUCGCCUAUCUGUAGGCCUUACAUAGGAAAACAGCCGACUAAUCAAACCUGAGGAUUAUUGCGUGUUUACGUACACCUUCGAGGAGGUCUUUUUCAGGAAUAGAGUUUUGAACAAAAUUGACGCGGCUUGGCUUCUAAUAUGGCUUCAUCGUCAGUUCGAUCUGCUGGUUUGAGAUGAGCAUGGGCGCGCCUAUCAUAAGGCGCCGAGCUCAUUUUGGAGUUGGAAAUAAUUGGACUACGGUGAAAUAGUUGACCACUUGCUUGUAAAUCCCACCAGUUUGAUAAUAUCCCAACGUAGUCAUGGGUGGUAAAAAUAGUAAGAAGGAGGAGGAGGAUGAUGAAGAGGGGCUAGUAUCUUACAAUCCCUUCACCAAGGAGUCUAUGACUAAAGUCCUCCUGAAAGAAGAGGAGGAAAAGAAAAAGGCGUUAGAUAGAUUAAAUAAACCCAAGGAGGGUCGCUUGGUGGAUGGGGAGUUGAGAUUCGAUGAUGAGGAUGAUGACGGUGAUGACGUGAACCUAGACAAGGAUCCAGCGCUUGUUGAAGGGAAUGUGCUACCAGAGGCACACUACGGCACGUGCCCUCGGGAUUUACUGGGCAAACCUCUCGAGGAGAUUGACAGGUUCAUCAAGGACAGGUCAUUCAUCGUCAUAAACACCCGCAUCAAGAAGCGUUACAUCUACCGUUUCUCUGCCACCAAAGGCUUCUUCCUGUUUACUCCAUGGAACCCAUUACGUAAGGGCUGCAUCCUGAUUGUGACGAACGAGUGGUUUGACUACUUCAUCAUGUUGACCAUCCUCGCCAACUGUGUGUUCCUCGCCCUUGGAAAUAGUUCUCCAGCAGUUGCAGAAUAUGUCUUCACAGCAAUAUACACCGCUGAAAUGAUCCUCAAGAUGCUGGCAAGAGGACUGAUUGCAAACAAGUACACAUAUCUACGAGAAGGAUGGAAUUGGUUAGACUUUGGGGUGAUAUUGUUAGCAUAUACAACUAUCAUCUUAGCAGAGACGAGAGUCAGUGGAGUUGGAAACCUAUCAGGUCUUCGGACACUCAGAGUGCUCAGAGCUUUAAAAACAAUCUCUAUCUUUCCGGGUUUGAAAACUAUAGUCAAUGCCUUACUGCGUUCCAUGAAGAUGUUUGCAGAAGUGUUAACCCUCACAACAUUCUGUAUGAUGGUAUUCGCCUUGUUUGGAUUACAAGUUUACAUGGGAGUAUUACGUAAUAAGUGUGUCUUGAACUUUGAUACAACCGGCCUAUCAAACCUUAGCCAUGUUCAUCAGUACUAUAACUCUUGGAUAAAAAAUACUACCAACUGGGAGAUGUUCGAUGAGAGCUAUCGGGUUUGUGGCAACAUCUCUGGAGCUGGAGGUUGUGCCACUGGAUAUAGUUGCCUACCAGACAUCGGGGAGAAUCCAGACUAUGGAUACACAAACUUCGAUCACUUUGGAUUUGCGAUGCUGGCGUCGUUUCAACUGAUCACUCUUGACUUCUGGGAGAAUCUUUACAACUAUAUCAUCCGAGCAAGUGGCCCUUGGAAUAUACUCUUUUUCAUCAUGGUUGUUUUCUUUGGAUCAUUUUACCUCGUCAACUUGAUGUUAGCUGUCGUCACCAUGUCGUAUGAGGAGGAAGCAUUGAAUGAUGGGAAGUAUCGUAGCGAGCAAAAGAAAGAGAAAAAGAAGGCAGAGAAGGAGGAAAAAGAGAAGGAAAAACAAGCCAAGGCAAAGAAGAAGGCUAAAGCUCAAGAGAAGAUGAAGUUUGAUCCGAAGAAGUUACAAGCUAAGAUAAUGAAGAAGAAGGACGAUGGGGAUCCCAGCAGUGCUACAUCUACGAGAGAGAAAGAUCCAGCGAAUAAAAGUCAGGUUAGCCUGAAGGGCAAGGAGAAUGGACAAGUGGUAGGAGGAGGCAAAGCUGCACCCAAGGAUGACGGGAAGAAAAAGAAGGGGAAAGUUAGCCCGGUGAAGCAGGACAGCGUACAGAGUAAUGACACUGGUGUUGCUAGUAGUAUUGGUAGUAUAAACAGUACAUCUAAGCCAGAUCCGAAGCUGCGAAAGCUCAAUAAACAGAACAGCUUGGAUAUUAUGGGCACGAAGAACAGUACGCCCGUCGAUUCAGGAAUGGGGAGCACGGAUCGGUUGAUAGAGGAACUAGAGCUAACGUCACAGCUCGGAGAUGAAGAUAAGGACGAAUAUGACAGUGAUUCCGAAGAUGAUGGUGAUACGCAUUCCAUAGUUGUUGUUGAUGAAUAUGGCAUGAGAGAGGAUACGGAGAAGGAAUACAAGGAUCGGAACUGUCUGAAGUGCAAAGCUUGCUGCAAGUGCUAUUUCCCUUGGCUCAAGUUCCAAAAUGCUAUGUAUAACUUCACAAUGGAUCCACUAUUUGAGCUCUUCAUCAUCCUAUGUAUUGUGCUGAAUACUCUAUGUAUGGCCAUCGUCUCGCAUGGCAUGUCUGAAGACUUGAAAUCUGGCUUGGAGUAUGCUAAUUACGUCUUCACAGGCGUAUUCACCAUCGAGUGCAUCUUCAAGAUCCUGGCGAUGCCAAAGUUAUAUUGGAAUAACAAGUGGAACAUCUUUGACUUCUUCAUCGUAGUCGUCAGUUUAAUUGAUGUCAGUCUUCAAGGGAUUAACGUGCCUGGAUUAUCGGUAUUCAGGACAGUGAGAUUGUUCCGUGUCUUCAAGCUUGCCCAGUCUUGGGCGACCAUGCGCCUCUUACUCACCAUCAUCUUCAGCGCCCUGGGCUCCCUCGGCAACCUGACCUUCAUCCUGGCUCUCUUCAUGUUCAUCUUCGCCGUGAUGGGAAUGCAGUUAUUCCAGGAUUAUUAUACAACUGCGUAUUUCCCGGAGGGAGUACCAAGGUGGAACUUUACUGAUUUCUGGCAUUCGUUGAUCCUGAUCUUUCGAGUAUUGUGUGGAGAGUGGAUUGAGCCGCUGUGGGACUGCAUGAGAGCCUACAAUGAGACUUGCAUGGUCGUCUUUAUACCUACGCUCUUCAUUGGAAACUUCAUGGUUUUGAAUCUCUUCCUUGCCUUACUGUUGAAUUCGUUUGCAUCUGACUCGCUCCAAAAGAAGGAGAAGGAAACGAAGCAGGAGACGUCCAAGUUUAAAGCAGCAUUCCAGCGGCUGAAGAUGAUUCUGAGGAUCAAGAAGAGCAUUUCUGUUGAACCAGAGAAAAAGGAAGAAGAAGAUGGGGGUGCAACCAGUAAAGAUGAUGAGGUUGAGAUGCUCGAAAUUACAGCAGAUGGGAGUGCCAAAACAGUUGACAAGAAAACAGCUAAUGGUCACGCUGGAAAUAAGAUGUCGAAGUCAGUAGAAGCCUUCUCCGUUCCUCGAGAGCAGUAUUCAGAGUUUGGUAACACACUUGAAGCUAACAAGGUCUCAGUUGACAACGCCGAUGCGGUGUCGCGUUCAAAAUCCAAAACAUCAAUCAGGUCCAAACAGUCUGUGCGCAACGAAGAGAAGAGGAAGGAAAUGGAGAAGAAGAUGAAGAUGUCUGAAGAUGAGAACCAGGAGACUUCCGGUGAAAUCGUUGUGCUUGAUUGCUUCCCUCUUGCCUGCACAAAACGGUGUAAAUGUUGUCACUGUUGCGAUGAUGCUGCAUGCAUGCCAAACUGGGUGAAGUUCCGCAAGGGAAUGAUCAGAGCUGUCGACCACAAAGUGUUCGAGGCCAUAAUUCUUAUACUCAUCCUGGGCAGCAGUAUCUCGUUGUGCUUUGAAGACAUCUACCUGGAGUUUGACCCUACAAAACAGCUCGUUCUGCAAUAUCUCAACUACGUAUUUGCUAUCCUCUUCACAAUAGAGAUGCUGAUGAAGUGGGCAGCCUAUGGCUACAAGAAGUAUUUUACUAGCUUUUGGACUAUUCUUGACUUCCUGAUUGUACUGAUUUCCUGGACCAGCUUGAUAGUGGACCUAUUAGGUGGGGCAAACAUAUCAGCAUUUCGUGCAUUACGAACCUUACGAGCAUUCCGACCACUCAGAGCUAUUUCCCGCUGGCAGGGAAUGAGGAUUGUUGUUAAUGCUCUGAUGUUUGCCAUUCCCGCCAUCUUCAAUGUUUUGCUAGUCUGUCUCAUCUUCUGGCUCAUAUUCAGCAUCAUCGGUGUACAGGUCUUCAUGGGGAAGUUCUUCAAGUGUAUCGAUACCGAUGGAAACAGAUUGGAUCAUACUAUAACACCGAAUAAGACGGUGUGCAUAGCGAAAGGAUACACGUGGAAGAAUUCCUAUGUGAAUUUUGAUGAUGCUGGUCAGGGGUUCUUGGCUUUACUUCAAGUGGCGACCUUUGAAGGGUGGAUGGAGGUCAUGGUUGAUGCCAUUGAUGCUACAGCAAUUGAUGUCCAGCCUCAAAGAGAAGCCAACUUCCCAGCUUAUAUCUACUUCUUUAUCUUCAUUGUGUUCGGCUCAUUCUUCACGCUCAACUUAUUCAUUGGAGUCAUCAUUGACAACUUCAACAUGCUCAAGAAAAAAUAUGAGGGGACAUACUUGGAUAUGUUCUUGACCAGCAAUCAAAAGAACUAUUACAACACACUCAAGAAACUUGGCAAUAAAAAGCCUCAAAAAACAAUAAAAAGGCCAAGGAACAAGUGCCAGGGAUUCUUCUUCGAUCUUGCCAUCAGCACGAAGUUCGAGCUGGCGAUUGUCAUCCUCAUCUUCCUCAACAUGAUCGCUAUGGGAGUCGAACAUUACAAACAAUCACAAGUCAUCACUGACUCGUUAGAGAUUGUCAAUAUCUGCUUCACUACGGUGUUUACUCUUGAAGCCAUUAUUAAGAUCAUUGGCUUGAGGUGGCAUUACUUCAGAAGAGCGUGGAAUGUUUUUGAUUUUAUCAUUGUGAUAUUAUCUAUAGUCGAUAUAUGUGCAGGUGUUAUAUUAGAUGACCUUUUGAAGGACGUCUUCAUCACGCCAACCCUGCUUCGUGUGGUCAGGAUAUUCAGGAUAGGUCGUGUCCUACGCUUAAUCAAGGCUGCAAAAGGCAUUCGAAAACUCUUGUUUGCAUUGAUUAUAUCCAUUCCAGCUUUAUUCAACAUCGGAGCACUUCUUUUCUUGUUCCUGUUCAUAUUCGCCAUAGUUGGAAUGAGUAGCUUUGGUAAAGUGAAGCACACCGGUGCGCUCAAUGACUUGGUCAACUUUGAGACGUUUGAGCGUAGUAUGUUACUCCUGUUUCGGCUGACAACAUCAGCAGGUUGGAAUGACAUCCUCGACCCCUUGUUCAUACAGCCCCCAGAUUGUGAUCCGGAGUAUUAUACCAAUCCCGUAGGGGUCAAGGUUAAAGUUCAAAAUGGCGACUGUGGUACUCCAUGGCUGGCAGCUGCAUAUAUGAUCGCCUUUGUCUUCUUAACUUUUCUCAUCAUUAUAAAUAUGUACAUAGCUGUGAUUCUUGAAAACUUUAAUCAGGCCCACGAGCAGGAGGAAGUGGGUGUGACCGAAGAUGACUUCGACAUGUUCUACGUCAUCUGGGAACGCUUUGACCCGCACGCUACUCAGUAUAUAAAGUAUGAACAGCUAUCAGACUUUGUGGCAGAUUUAGAUGAACCUCUAGGUAUUCCGAAACCUAACGAAAUAGCACUUGUGUCCUUUGACUUGCCGAUUGUGAAGGGUGAUAAAAUCCACUGUUUAGAUAUUCUCAUAGGGCUCACUAGACAUGUGUUAGGAGAUGUGGAGGCUUCGAAUGAAUUCAAGGAGUUACGAUCACAACUUGAGGAUAAGUUCAAGGAGUCGUUCCCCACGAGGAUUAGCACAGAUGUGGUAUCAUCAACGAUAUUCCGUAAAAAAGAGGAUGUCGCAGCAAAGACUUUGCAACGAGCUUGGCGGCGGCACAAAGCUGAGAAGACCAUGCGUCAGAUCACAGCCCUGGCUAUGGAGGCGGCAGGGAAAAGACCAGGUAGUGCUCUUAGUAGACGUUUUUCCUCGCAAAGAAGUUCGUUAAAUGCUAGUUUCAAUUUGCCAGGCACGAGUAAAGGCAAGACUGGAAAUAAGCUAACGAUUCCGGUAUAACACAUCCAAAAUCAGUGGCUUUUCAGUUGAGUAUUGCACACAGGCAGUGAUCUGAAGAAGUGUCCUGCAUGGUCAAGAGGGCCAACGGUACUGUAUCUUGCACUCGGUUAUUCCCGAAAGCUGAAAUUGGGAUAGGCCUAGUUCCGGUGGUAGUGUCCAAUCAAAAGUGAAGAAUUCGGCGUGCUCAUUUGCAUCGAGCCAAUCAGGAGGCUCUAUUGUGGGGUUAGUCCCCGUCAGAUUCUGCUGUUGGAAUUCGGCGAGUGGUCUGUUUAUUAAAUUAGAUAAAACAUCUUGGGAACUUCUGAUAUUGCUGUUUGCGAUGCUCUUCUGAUGAUAAGCUCUGAUAUUCACUGCUCAAACUACAACAUUUGUGUCUAUUUAAAAUAUGUUUCGUGUUGAUUGCCAUGCUGCCUUUUAACUGCUGGUUUCGACCAAUCAGGUUGGCGUAUCUGUGAUAUAAAUCAACGAACUGUAGCUUAUGCAUACGACCAAGAAUACAUAAAGACUAGUCUUUAUGUAUUUUUGAUACCAUAGUUAUCAUAAAAUCAACUGAUAUUGCACUGAUGCGAACGGUGAACUCUCUUCCAAAAUGUGCUCCUUCGUUAAAAUCCAUCAGUGUAAUCGCUCUCAUAGUCAUUUUUGUUCUCAAAAAUAUUAAUAAUCUAAAUUAAUAGAAAUAUUGUACAUUUGUAGAUAAUGCUGAAUUUUGAUAAAGAAUAUGUGAUUUCCAGUUGCCAAACUGCUAAUAUGUGAUAGCCUACUAUGACGCAGCUGUGUCUGACUGAGCAGCAGCACUUCAUAAUUUGGCUAGCUUUUCACUACAUGUAUUUCUAUCGCAGGCAUGAAGAGUGCCGAAUACAAAAUUCAGCAAUGCCGCUGUGAAGACUGAUAUACAUUCAUGUCACUAACUUCACCUUAUGUUAGGUCCAUUGUCAAUUCAAGAUUAGACCAGUUGGUGACCACUUCGUCCUGAACAACCGGGCCCUAUCGACAUUAUUUGCAACAGUCCUGGACUAACUCCAUUUCAACCUCAAUCUCGAUCUUUUCUUCUGCAGAUUCUCCUGGCGCGAUGAUCUGAUGCUAAGGUUUUUAAGAAACAAGUUGGCGCAAUCAACUUGUCUUAGCUUGCAUUUGAGUGUGUUUUCUUUUGCAUUACGGAAAGGCCAUUUUUGGUGUAAAAUGGGGGUUUCUUUAUUGACUGCUAAAGGGGUUGUUAAGGAGGGGCAAGAGUCCUAUUGAUAUUACAGUGACAGCAAUUUGUUGGCCUUUCUGUUAAUGUGGAAUACUUUUUUCGGCAUGUUUUCAUCGAUUCUUGUAAUUUGAUUUGAAUUAUUUUGCCUUUUUAUUAUUUUCAGAAAAGAGUUUUUACAUUAUCAUGCAGAUUUCUGUUUGUGGUUACGAAUGCUAAGCACAUUUAUAUGUACCUUAAUUUUGAUGCCAAUGAUCAAGGGAUGGCCAGCCCGAAAUUGAUGUAGUAUAGGCAUACUUUAUUUCUAAGAUAAAACAAUUGAGACUUUCAAAAUGUCAUCAGCGUCAACACAAAAUGGCUCAUCCCUUCGCGUGGUAUUCAUGAAUAAACGAUGUUUUCUCCCAUUUCUGCAUGUUUCCAAGAUGCACCAUGACUUCAAAUUUAUGCAAAUGAGGUUGUGUCCUUCGUGAAUAUUCAUUUUAUAAAUAAUUUACUUGUGAUUCACUUGUAAUUGUGACGUGAGAAAGUGAACUUUGUAGUGUUGGAUAUCCUGUGUAUUUGCAUGUUAAGUUUCAGUUCAUUAUAUAAUGUCCGGUAAAUUUUGCCAGUUGUUCAUACUUUUUUCUCUGCCUUGUGCAAUGUAACCUUCUGGGACUGACGAUAUCUUGUUACAAACGGUGAAAAGAUGCAGCCUGGUGUAGUGGUGAUGUAAUCCGUGCUCAGAUUGUUGGACUAGUAUUUCAUCGGUUUGAGACAAGACCACAAUUGAUUUUUUAAGCCUUUUAGCAGUUAAAUUGUCAAUGUUUGACCGCGACGCAUCAAAGAACGCGUGGUGUUGUGAAUCUGAAAUUUAGAUUAUGUUAUUCCGGACAGUCGGGCAAGUAAAUGGUGAAAAAUAAAAUGGUGAUUGACCACGGAAAUUUUUUUUUAAUCGACAAAUUAGACAGACUUUGAUAUUUCCACUCUUUUCAGCCAACUGGCAGAAAAAACUCAAAACACGCCCCCCUAUUACCCAAUUAGCAAAAUUCGAAAUUAAUUUUUUCAUCAAAUAAUUUCUUUAUAUCUGUAGACUUGCCACAACAAAUAUUUUUUCAAUACCUCUCCAAAUAUGUACUUGAGAGUAAAAAACAUGCACUCGUCUAAUAGAUAGGCCUGGACCCUCCAACCUAUGAAUAUUCAUUAGUGGUCUUGUCUCGUUUGAAAGCCACAAGAUGGCUGCCGCCGUUAACAAGAUGGCUGCCGUUUCACAAGAUGUCAUAUUAUGCAUGCAGCAUGCUGCGAGAGGCGUCAGCUUCCCUGCGUCCCUUUCAUUUUAUGAAACAACUGUUCAUCUUUCAAAUUGUACCAAACUAUCUUCAGUUCUUUAAGGUUUGCUAAACCCUUUGACUUGUACUUGUACUGUACAUCAUCACAGGCCUACCUGCCUGUGUAGCAAGGCACCAUCUCUCGCUUCGGGCGCUCCAAUUUGAGAAGAUGGUCAACUGAACGCUGCUGCCUCCCACCUAUGACAGACGAAUGACCCAAUGGUGGCAAGGUCAAUGGCUUCUCAGGCUGUCCCUUGUGUUUCCAUGUCCUAUUCCCUGGUACAACCAAUGGUUUCCCUGCCAAACAAAAAGCAAAACAAAGGUUCAUUUUGUGUGUGUGGCCGGCAGUGUAUGGUGUGGCGCGUCACAAGGUCACAAGGUCCGCUAGCUUUUUGGUACCAAAAGUGUCGGCAGUUUUACAACUUGACCUCUGUAUGAAAUAGGACACCUCCCUGUUAAGAAGAGCAUUUGUCAGUCCCAAGGGUGUCCUUAAUAGAAGGGUUCCACGGGUAAUUAGAAAUUGGCACUGUGCUAACUUAAAAUAAUUGUAGCAUGAAUACUUUUUACUCUCUUCUGCUUCUGUCGUGAAUGGGGUUCUUAAGUGAGCAUUGUGUUUUUACCAGAUACUACUUCAUCAGUAGGCCCCCGAAGCGGCGAGAUUUCGUCAUCAUAUCUGUCUAGGAGGGACUCCGCUGAUAGAUAGUACUCAUUGAGCCCCAGUUUUAGGCCCAAAGAGUGAAGCCACAGGUUCCUCUUUGAUAUCUCGGCUGCCAUGACAACGAGGAUGACCUACCACACGACCUACUGGUUGUAACGGCUCACUCUGUUGGACACCAACAACACGGCUCGAGGUUUUCUUUCAAUUUCUGUUCUGAUCUCCAGAUUGCAUUUGUCUAGUCAAUGAUUUUAUUCCAUGUAUCCACGAACUCUUCCAGGGCUGAAAAACCUAAGAAUUUGAAGACGGUGGCCGUUUGCCUCCGAUGCCUGUUGUGAGCAAUUGCACACCUCGUGCUGGCUCGGGCGAAGCAGUUGAACAAUCGAUCAGUUGUUGUCACGACUUCCUAUAGAUGGUACUCCCAACUUGGAAGCUGUUGGCUCCUGACACAGAUUCAAAGUACAUGUAGUGUCACUACGUGUAAGGAGAAAAAAGUAUGGAAAUGGAGCUCAUCGCUUUAUGGCGGCGACUCCCGAUCAAUGCCUGCGAGCAAAUGUUCACGCCAUAGGAUGAGGGCUAUGUGCGAUAUCUUGAUAAUUGGUUUUUCAGUCCUGAAAGUGUACCUGUUUUUUUUAUGAACAUACUCAUCGACGCUCUGGUGUAAAUUAUUAUUUUUAGACAAACGCUCACAAGUGUGAUAUUCCAGUGUACAUAUACAAUGUAUGAUAUCAAAUAUAAAUAUUGUUUUCUAUGAUUUAA